This is a messenger RNA of Pseudopipra pipra, 467 nucleotides long. RefSeq names its product feather keratin Cos2-2-like. The coding region runs from base 1 to 324 and encodes 107 amino acids. The transcript has a single exon. NCBI's taxonomy places the organism in Eukaryota, Metazoa, Chordata, Aves, Passeriformes, Pipridae. Gene Ontology annotation, cellular component: intermediate filament. Gene Ontology annotation, molecular function: structural constituent of cytoskeleton. The record is from RefSeq and is a predicted model, not a curated record.
AUGUCGUGCCCUGAGAAGUGCCAGCAGUGCCAGCCCUGCAACCCCUGCUGCCAGCCCUGCGGCCCGACCCCGCUGGCCAACAGCUGCAAUGAGUGCUGUGUCAGGCAGUGCCAGAGCUCCACCGUCGUCAUUGAGCCGCCGGCUGUGCUGGUGACCCUGCCCGGGCCCAUCCUCAGCUCCUUCCCACAGAACACCGUGGUGGGAUCCUCCACCUCUGCUGCCGUUGGCAGCAUCCUCAGCUGUGACGGAGUGCCCAUCAACUCCGGGGGCUUUGACCUCUCCUGCAUCACCAGCUGCUACCGUGGCAGAUGUCCCCCCUGCUAAAGCCCCUGCAAACCUCCUUGGCCAACAACCUGCAAGACCUCUCAUCAUGCUGCUGCACUGAAAACACAACGCUGGGACAUUGCAUUUAGACUUUAGGGCUCUUGUUUCCUUCUCCUCUCUUCUCUCUCUUCCCUUCCUUUCCU